Trametes versicolor FP-101664 SS1 is the source of this 1743-nucleotide messenger RNA. Its product is annotated as beta-lactamase/transpeptidase-like protein. Lineage: Eukaryota; Fungi; Basidiomycota; Agaricomycetes; Polyporales; Polyporaceae. The record is from RefSeq and is a predicted model, not a curated record. The coding region runs from base 1 to 1743 and encodes 580 amino acids. The transcript has 7 exons.
AUGCUGGGUGUUCGGCACGCCCACACGUUCACGCUCAGCCUUCUGGGCGUUGCAUGGCUCGCGACUGCCGUCGACCCUCUUUCUGGCGUGGCUACGGCUGCUGUGCUUUCGCCUUCAACAGUCAUCACUCCUGAUGUGUCCGCUUUCGUCGAAAGUGUUCUCAACAGCUCGACGAUUCCUGGGGUGACGACGGGUGUCGUACGCCUUGCGCCCUCCGACAGACAGCCCGUCGUCGAGCUCGCGGCGUGGGGACGUCAGACGGAAGAAGGCGACGGGCAUGACCUCACUCCAGAUGCGCUCUUCGCUCUCGCCUCUUGUUCGAAGGCUUUCCUCGUCACGUCUAUUGGCCUCCUCAUGGAUGACUACGCGUAUGGACGCAACGUCACGCCCCUCCCUCCUGCCGUAGACGCUUUCGACUGGGACACGAAGAUGCAAGAACUGCUCCCUGACGAAUGGGCGCUGCAAGACGAGUGGGCAAACGUGAAAGCGAACUUACGGGACGCCUUUGGACACGUCACAGGCCUUCCGAGACACGACUACUCUUACCGCCCCGGAGACACGCAUGAAGACGUGGUGAAGCGCCAGAAGCUACUUCCGCCAGCUUGGGAGCUCCGCGAACAAUGGUCCUAUAACAACCAGGCAUUACCAUACGGGACAUUCGUAACGUCCCGCAUCUUCAAGCCCCUCAACAUGACGUCCUCCACGUACUCGCCGUCCGCUGCCGCACGCACUGGCCGCGUGACGCAAACCUGGACGCGCGGCGUACGUCGUAUCCCGUACUGGUUCUCGGACGAGGUCAAUGCACUGUUCUCUGGGCCCGGCGGUGCUAUCUCCAAUGUGGAAGACAUGACAAAGUGGCUGGCGACGCUGUUGAACGGCGGGGUAGACCCGCGGACGAACAUCACAAUCGUCCCAGCUUCCGUCCUCGCAAACAUGACGACCUCGCGCGCUAUCGAAAGCGGCGUCCCCGCAUUGGAUAUUUCUAUCGUGGGGUAUGGAAUGGGUUGGUUCCGUCAGUCAUACAAAGGCCACGAUGCCGUGUGGCAUUUUGGCGCCAUCCCGGGCUUCUCGCUGCUCGCCGCGUUCCUACCCGCCGACAACCUUGGGGUCGUCAUUCUCGCCAACAUGGACGAAAAUCAGGACGCCACUACGUCUAUCCUGUAUCGCGUGAUUGACGAGGCGCUCGAUUUACCUCGGUCAGACGGGCUCAAACUCGACUCCCAAUCUGACGCGCAAACACCUCUGCUGCGAGUACAAAGUGCAGCCCAAACUCCCGCAGACCCUCUCCCGCUAGACCUCGACGCCUACACAGGCAACUACACCAACGCCGCUUACGGCGCCAUCUCAUUCUGCGCGCCCACCAGCACAUCCGCGUAUUGCACGCACGUGCUCUCCGCCUUCGCCCCGGUCGAAGCCGCCUCUGCGAACACCCUUCCUGCCGCUCGGCUCUACGCUGCGUGGCCGCGCGUCUGGUCGUCGCACAUCCGCCUCCGGCACACCAGCGGCAAUUCGUUCGGGCUAGUGUUCCCGCGGCUCUUCCCCGAAGGAUAUGGGGAAAACAAGACCGCGUUCGAGUUCUAUGACUCGGUCGUGUCGGUGGGAAGGGUCGAGUUUGAAGUGGAAGGGGGGCAGGUGCAAGGGUUCGCGCUGAUCACGCAGGAGGACGCGGCGGCAGCGAGGGCGGAGAGGACGAAUGGAACUAUCCGGGAGAUUGGGGACGCGUGGUUCGACAAGUUGGAGUAG